Molecule: messenger RNA, 4654 nt
Organism: Colius striatus (speckled mousebird)
Lineage: Eukaryota; Metazoa; Chordata; Aves; Coliiformes; Coliidae
Gene: SLC4A1
Product: solute carrier family 4 member 1 (Diego blood group)
Exons: 22
Coding region: 186-3122 (978 amino acids)
Biological process (GO): monoatomic anion transport; bicarbonate transport; transmembrane transport
Cellular component (GO): basolateral plasma membrane; plasma membrane
Molecular function (GO): monoatomic anion transmembrane transporter activity; solute:inorganic anion antiporter activity; bicarbonate transmembrane transporter activity
Source: RefSeq, a predicted model, not a curated record
AGGGCAUUUGGGCGCGCUCCCCUACACUGUGCGUCUCCCCUUCUGCGUGCAGCGGCAGGCAGAGUCCGGGCAGGGGCUGGCGGCGAGGGCAGGGGCGUCGCGGGCCUUCAGCGGGCGCUGCAGAGCGCUGGGCUAUGGUGCCGCCGGGCUGACUGCUGGGACGCAGCGAGGCAGCGGCGGGAGCCAUGGAAGGGCCUGGCCAGGAGGCCUACGAGGAGAGGAUGAGGAGGAGUCUGGACCCUGAGAGCUACGAGGACCGCGGCAUAAAGGGCUCCCACCUGUCCCUGGGAGAGAUGAGCAGGGCCGGCGCUGGCACCGGGUCCCCUUUGCAGGCGUGGAGGGCCAGAGCCGAGGAGCUGACGCCCCUGCGCCGCUAUUUGCCCAGCCGCCGGGGAUGCUAUGACCUGGAUGGGAGGAGGCAAGCGGCCGGGGCCCCCCCGGGACAGGCGAGCCGCCGCGGCGGAGGGCAGCCUCCGUCAGUGACUGAUGUGGACCUGGAGGCGCCAAGGAGCAGGAAGCCCGUGUCCCGGAGGGACACCCAUGAGGGCUAUGUGGAGCUGCACGAGCUGGUCAUGGACAACACAGAGCUGUACUGGAUGGAGGCCAGCCACUGGCUCAAGCUGGAGGAAGGCUUCAAAGAAACGGGGUACUGGGACCAGCCCCAUCUCUCCUUCCUGACCUACCGCAGCCUCCUGGAGGUCCGAAGGGCUUUGAUCAAAGGUGCUGUGCUCCUCGAUGUGGCAGCCACCUCUCUGGCAGCCAUUGCCCACAUCCUCAUUGACCAGAUGAUCUACGAGGGGCAGAUCAAGCCACAGGACCAGGAGGACAUCCUGAGGAUGCUGCUGCUGCAGCACAAGCACCCCAGCAAGGCCGAGUCGGUCGGGACCCUGCCGCUGGCGCUGCUGCAUCGCUCAGGCACGGGCCGGGCAGAGACGGAGCAGCCGCUGCUGCGCAAGCAGGAGCCCCUGGAGAUGCGCAGGCUGGUGGGGACCGAGCAGAGCCUGAGCGGGGCUGCUAAACCCAUGCUCCCUGAGAAAGUCCCUGAGGAUGCCGAGGCCACGCUGGUCCUCGUGGGCUGUGUAGCCUUCCUGGAGCAGCCGACGUUGGCCUUCGUGCGCCUGAAGGAUGCAGUGACACUGGACGCCGUCCUCGAUGUGUCCCUCCCCGUCCGCUUCCUCCUUGUGGUCCUGGGCCCUGACACCCCCCACAUCAGCUACCAUGAGAUGGGCCGUGCUGUCGCCACCAUGAUGUCCGAGAGGGUCUUUCGCCGGGAUGCCUACCUGGCCGAGGGCCGCCAGGACCUGCUGCGGGGGGUAGACGACUUCCUGGAGGCCAGCAUCGUGCUGCCACCCACCGAGACCCCCAACGAGCAGCUCCUCCGCAGCCUGGUGCCGCUGCAGCACGAGCUGCUCCGCCGCCGCCACCAGCCCCCUGAGCAGGCACCAAGAGAGGACUUCCUCAAAGAUCUGGGGCUGGAGGAUCUGGCACCAGAGGACGACGACCCCCUGCGCAGGACGGGGCGACCUUUUGGGGGGCUGGUGCGAGACAUCCGCCGCCGCUACCCCAAAUAUCUCAGUGACAUCAAGGACGCCCUCAGUCCCCAGUGCCUGGCCGCUGUCAUCUUCAUCUACUUUGCUGCGCUGUCACCUGCUGUCACCUUUGGAGGAUUGCUGAGUGAGAAGACCAAGGGCAUGAUGGGGGUGUCAGAGCUGCUCAUCUCCACAUGCGUUCAGUGCGUCCUCUUCAGCAUCCUCAGCGCCCAGCCCCUGCUCGUUGUCGGCUUCUCAGGGCCCCUCCUGGUCUUCGAGGAAGCCUUUUACUCGUUCUGCAACACCAACGGCGUGGAGUACAUCGUGGGCCGGGUCUGGAUCGGCUUCUGGAUGAUCCUGAUGGUAGUGGUGGUGGUGGCGUGCGAGGGCAGCUUCCUGGUGCGCUACGUGUCCCGCUACACCCAGGAGAUCUUCUCCUUCCUCAUCUCCCUCAUCUUCAUUUACGAGACCUUCUCCAAGCUCUUCACGAUCUUCAAGGAUCACCCUCUAAAGCGGCUGUACAACCUGAAGGCCGUAGUGGAUCCCAGGGUGCCGGAGCCCAACACGGCGCUGCUGUCCCUCGUCCUCAUGGCUGGCACCUUCUUCCUGGCGUUCUUCCUCCGCAAGUUCAAGAACAGUGCUUUCCUGCCUGGCAAGGCCCGGCGCUUGAUCGGGGACUUCGGGGUGCCCAUUUCCAUCUUCAUCAUGGCGCUAAUUGACUUCUUCAUCAAGGACACAUACACGCAGAAACUGAAUGUCCCCAAAGGCCUGGAGGUCACCAAUUCAUCUGCCCGUGGCUGGUUUAUCAGCCCCAUGGGGAAGAACAACGACUUCCCCAUCUGGAUGAUGUUUGCCUCUGUGGUGCCAGCCAUCCUGGUCUUUAUCCUCAUCUUCCUCGAGACACAGAUCACCACCCUCAUCGUCAGCAAGCCCGAGAGAAAGCUGGUGAAGGGCUCCGGCUUCCACCUUGACCUGCUGCUGAUCGUGGCCAUGGGAGGGCUGGCCGCCCUCUUCGGCAUGCCCUGGCUCAGUGCCACCACAGUCCGUACCAUCACCCACGCCAACGCCCUCACCGUCAUGGCCAAGACCUCUGCUCCUGGCGAGAAGUCCCAGAUUCUGGAGGUCAAGGAGCAGCGCCUCAGUGGCUUGUUGGUGGCCGUGCUCAUUGGCGUCUCCAUCCUCAUGGAGCCCAUCCUAAAGUACAUCCCGUUGGCUGUGCUCUUCGGCAUCUUCCUCUACAUGGGCGUCACUUCCCUCUUUGGCAUCCAGCUCUUUGACCGCAUCCUGCUCUUGCUGAUGCCACCCAAGUACCACCCCAAUGAGCCCUACGUCACCCGGGUGAAGACUUGGCGGAUGCAUCUCUUCACCUUCACUCAAAUUGUCGUCCUCGUGCUGCUGUGGGUGGUGAAGUCCACCCCAGCCUCGCUGGCACUGCCCUUUGUCCUCAUCCUCACCGUGGUCCUGAGGCGCUUCCUACUGCCCAAGAUCUUCAAGGACAUCGAGCUCAAAUGUCUGGACGCUGACGAUGCCGUGGUGACCUUUGAAGAGGCAGAGGGCACAGACGUGUACAAUGAGGUGCAGAUGCCCAGCUAAGGGCUGGCAGCCACCGGGCCGCCCUGGGAUUGGCCCGUGCCCCCCGGCCCCCCCACUCCCCUCUGCUUACAGCUCUCCUGCUGCUUUCCUGGGGCCACUGGUCGAUGGAGAACUCGGGGACAUGGUCCCCACCUGCGCACGCUGUGGAUGGAGCCACUUUCCCUUUUCUUGCCUUUUUUUUAGUCCUUUUUUUGAAUAUGUAUUUUGAAUAGUGUGAUUUCAUCACACUUUGCUACCUGCUGGGGAAGAGGCUGGCUGGGCUGGGGGCUGGAGGUCCUGAAGCAGGGCAGGAUGGCGCGUGCCCCAUGUCACCUUUCUGUCCCCAAGGCCACCCUGGGGCCCAGCACCAACCACGGGAAGGAGCUGGAGGAAGAUGCUGGAGCCCAGACAAAGGCAGGGACGGGGAGAUAUGGUGGGGAUGGAGAUACAGCAGGAUGGGAUCUCUCCAACUCCCCCCAGCCCCCAGCAAACUCCUUCAGCGCCUCCCCCCCCCCCCCAGCCCCUUUUCACCAGACAAACUUUCAGUGCUAAUGAGCCUGAGCGGGGAUAGAUCCUUUACCCUACAGAACCCUUUUCCCCUCACCCUUUCUCCAUCAUCUGCUCCAGUGACAGCGUCCCGGCUGCUCUGCUGCGCUGGUGGCUGCUCACAGCAUCUCCUGGGGUCGGGAUGUAAAUAGUCCAUAGAAGAGGUUUAUAUAUUUGCAAUGAAAAAUAAUCAUGAUAAAAACACUGAGGAAAAAAACAACAGCAAAAAAGUAGGCUUAUACAGGUAGGAAUCACUCAGAAGCAAAUCAAAAUCCAAAAAUAAAGGAAAAAAAGAAUGAAAAAGCACCUUAAAAAAGACAAAAAAAAAAAAAAGGAAAAAGCCACAAACAAACCAAACCAAACCAAAAGCAUCUGCAAGGAGCGAUCCGUAUGUUUGAUGCUAGUGGUAGGGGGAGUUUGUAACUUAUUUCUAAAGGCUGGCUGUGUUCCCACGCACAGCAGGGGCCGUGUGAGUGUGUGUGUGUAUAUACUAGAGAGAAACUAUAUUCAAAGUUACAGUUUUCUAGAAAGGCUUAUUUUAGGGGAUCCUGGUCAGGGCCUAAACUCUAUGGACCAGUCCAGCACCAUCAUUUCACUGAUGACUUAACGUUAGUAUCAUUCCUCUAUUUUUUUAGCAUUUCAGUUAAAUCUGUGUAGGUUUUUUCCCUUGAGUUUUGCCUUGCUUGCUGACUGCAUCUUGCUCCAUUUCUGCUGGGAUAGCUCUCAAAUUGCCCUGGGCCAGACCCAGCCAGGGCACAGCACACUCCAUCAGGCUGUGAAUUUGCUCCUUUUGGCAUAAACCAGAGCAGGGCAUACCCUGAAAUAAUUGGGGAUAGCAGGAGAAGGGCAGCUGUGCCCAGAGCUGUACCGUCUCCUGUUUGGGUUGGUUUAGUUUUUAGUAAUUAGAUGUCUGAAGUAAACAAUGUUGCGAGCUUUGGAGUUGGGCUUUUUGCCUUCCCUCCUCACCCAUCUUUGUAUCAGGCUUUAAUAAAGAAGUUAAUAAAUAA